Messenger RNA from Actinia tenebrosa (Australian red waratah sea anemone), 2481 nucleotides. Its product is annotated as dipeptidyl peptidase 3. The record is from RefSeq and is a predicted model, not a curated record. Gene Ontology annotation, cellular component: cytoplasm. Gene Ontology annotation, biological process: proteolysis. Gene Ontology annotation, molecular function: metalloexopeptidase activity; dipeptidyl-peptidase activity. NCBI's taxonomy places the organism in Eukaryota, Metazoa, Cnidaria, Anthozoa, Actiniaria, Actiniidae.
GUAGCUAUCUGAGGCCCACGAGGUCUGGGGACGAGGCAGUUGGACAAGAUGGCGACCGUCAGUAAAGAAAACCUUGAUCUUUCUCAAUAUACGAUUUCAACCAAUACUACUAUCAAUUUCCUGGAUUGCCAAAAUGCUUUUGAAGGAUUAACAGACGAAGAGAAGCUCUACGCACAUUAUUUGCUGAAAGCCUCUUGGGAAGGCAGUUUGAUUUGUCUUUUUCAAACCUCUCCGGAAGCACCAAGAAUUUUCCAACUUUUCCAAAAAGUGUUCAGUUUUGAAGAAGUUAGCGAGAUAAAAGAGAGGGCACUAAAAGCUGAAAAUGGAUUGACUGUAGAAGAAUUUGAGUGCUUUCUGAUGUAUGUAGCUUCAUUUUAUGGCAAUAUUGGGAACUAUAAGUCAUUUGGAGAUACAAAGUUUAUACCUGCAUUAUCAAAGGAAAAAUUUCAAGCUAUAAUUUAUGCUAGCAAAGCAUAUCAAGAUGAUCCCAAGGCAGUUGAAAAUCCGUGGCAAGACUGUAAGGAUCCCAUGUAUUCUCUGGGUGUUAAGUUGAGACAGCUUGGAUUUGGUGACCAGGCUCUCUCAACAUAUUACUCAAGCAACUGUGACAAGUCUGAUGCAGAGUUUGUUCAAGGUUUCUUAAAAGAAAAGGGUAUUGAUGCUUAUAAUACUCGUCUUUUUAAAGAAGUUGAUGCUGAUCAACGCAUAACUUAUAAUCUUCGUAUUGCAUCAGUCUGCACAACAGCUGAACCAUUGAAUGGUGUAGAAGACAAGAUGUCUUCCUUGAUAGCUUCACAUGAAUACAAAAGAUGCACCAUCAAGAUUACAAGAGGAGAUUAUUCUGGACUCUUAAAAAGAGUGGUGGAAAAUCUAGAAAAAGCUGUGACAUAUGCCUCAAACGAAAGAGAAAAGUCGAUGCUCAAAAGCUACAUCAUUAGUUUUAAUACUGGUAGUAUAGAGGAUCACAAGCAAGGCUCGCGCUUCUGGAUCAGGGAUAAAGGACCCAUUGUUGAAACGUACAUUGGUUUUAUUGAGACGUAUAGAGAUCCAUUUGGAGUCAGAGCAGAAUAUGAAGGUUUUGUUUCCAUCGUAAAUAAAGCAAUGAGUGAAAAGUUUGGUCAGCUGGUAGCAGGUGCAGAAAAGCUGCUACCCUGCUUGCCAUGGCCUUCAAGCUAUGAAAAAGACACAUUCCUGCGACCAGACUUCACGUCUUUAGAUGUGCUAGGGUUUGGUAGUAGUGGUAUUCCAGCUGGUAUCAAUAUACCUAAUUAUGAUGACAUUCGCCAAGAAGAAGGGUUUAAGAACGUAUCCCUUGGUAAUGUUCUUUCUGCUCAUUCUGCUGAUCAGAAGAUUACAUUUCUUGAUGAACAAGACGCAGAAAUCUAUGCCAAGCUCAAGGCUCCUUCAUUUGAAGUUCAAGUUGGUCUUCAUGAGCUGCUUGGUCAUGGAAGUGGUAAACUUUUCAUGCAGAAAUCUGAUGGAACGUUUAACUUUGACAUUGAAUCAGUCAAACACACAGAAACUGGAGAAAAGAUCCAAAGCUGGUACACAGAAGGAGAAAACUGGUACACUAAGUUUGCUGACAUUUCUUCUUCGUAUGAGGAAUGCCGUGCAGAAUGUGUAGGAAUUUAUUUAUGCUUGAAUCAACAAGUCUUGAGCAUCUUUGGCCAUGAGGGAGAAAUGGCUAACGACAUUAUCUACAUCAAUUGGCUGAACAUGGUUCGUGCAGGACUUUUAGGGCUUGAAUUUUACACUCCAGAGAACAAUAAAUGGCGUCAGGCUCACAUGCAAGCACGUUACGUUAUUUUACGGGUACUCCUAGAAGCAGGACAACAAUUGGUUAAGUUGGAGAAAAUCAAUGGUUCUGAUGGCCAACCAGACCUGAUUCUAACUCUUGACCGCAGCAAGAUUGAAUGUGUAGGGAAGCUUGCUAUAGGAGACUUUUUAAGGAAACUGCAGGUCUACAAAUCUACAGCAGAUUACGAAGGAGGCAAGGCACUCUAUGACCAUUACUCCAAAGUCGAGGAGGAAUUCCUUGAAUACCGUAAAAUAGUGCUUGCAAGAAAGACACCACGCCGCAUGUUUGUCCAGGCCAAUACUCGUUGUCAAGACAACAAGGUUUCCAUGUCAACGUUCUCUUCCAAUGCUGAGGGUAUGAUCAAGUCGUUUAUCAGUCGCUUCCCUCGUGAUGACCACGUGCUGGAAGGGCUGUGGAGAGCCGAUUUACCCCACCACAAGUAUUGACAACACACAAGGCUUGUAUACCUAAUGGGUGCCAUUAACAUUGAUGGGAUAUCGUUAUUUAAGAUAAUUAGUUUAAUUAGUCUAAUUGACUCCAGGCAAAUGCAAAUCGUUUUGUAUCAACACUGAAGCACUAAUCACGUUAUUAUAGACAAGCUAGGAAUAUUGGACGAACUCAGUUUUAUCAACACGAAAAUGUGCAGUUCAAUCACGCGAAUCUAAUAAAAGCACAAUUUAGUA